Molecule: messenger RNA, 3936 nt
Organism: Boleophthalmus pectinirostris (great blue-spotted mudskipper)
Lineage: Eukaryota; Metazoa; Chordata; Actinopteri; Gobiiformes; Gobiidae
Gene: miga2
Product: mitoguardin 2
Exons: 23
Coding region: 268-2667 (799 amino acids)
Biological process (GO): mitochondrial fusion
Source: RefSeq, a predicted model, not a curated record
CCCUCCGUAGCGCCCGUGAAUCUGAAUGUCCUUUGAUUGCGUUGCGCAUUGAAUGCUACUGUAUGUCACGAUGGAUCCCUGUAUGUCACUCGUACGUGUUUAAUGACAACGUUCAGCUGUGUCUGAAAAUUAAAAUGCUGGUAUAAUGCUGGAAUAAUCAACUAUGAGUACACACGUGAACAUUAUAAGCCCCAUGGCUGACUUCUAAGAAGAAAGGAGAUCUUCCCCUAACUUCAUGAGAAGGUGUUAGAAGUUUGGUUUGCAGCCAUGUCAGUCCAACGUUCAGAUGGGAUGUCCAUCGCCCAUGCUUUGGCCAUGACUGUUGCAGAGAUCCCUGUGUUUCUAUACUCUACAUUUGGACAGUCAGUUUUUUCACAACUUAAGCUCACUCCAAGCCUAAAGAAGGUGCUGUUUGCUACAGCACUUGGAAGUGUGGCCUUGGCUCUCACUGCUCACCAGCUAAAACGACGAGGGAGAAAAAGAAAAGCAAAAGAAACCCAGAAGACUGUAGGAAUUCCAGAUGACCUGAUUAAAGCAGGCCGACCCUCAUCAUUAAAGCGUGGUCCACCCACAGGACGGCAAAUGAUGAGCCCCAGUACUCGCAGCAAUGACACUAUGAGUGGAAUAUCUUCACUUGCUCCCAGUAAACAUUCAAGCUCUUCACAUAGCCUGGCAUCUAUGAGAGUACCAAGCUCUCCAAAUCAAUCAGCAAAACCAGCUAUGGAGGAUGAGGUUGUUGUAGAAGAAAGAUCAUUAGUAGAAGAUGCAAAUGCAGAAAAUCUUUACUUAAUGGGAAUGGAGUUGUUUGAAGAGGCACUGAGAAAAUGGGAGCAGGCGCUGAACAUACGUCACAGCACAGAGUCCACAUCCAGCAACAACAGCCUUGCUCUGAGAGGAGCAAUGUAUGAACAACCUGCUUCGAAUGAAACUCGAAACAAAGUGUUUGCGGAGAAACUGGAAACAUUAUUACAUAGGGCAUAUCAUCUUCAAGAGGAUUUUGGGAGCAGUAUCCCAGCAGAUAGUGUACUGGCAGACUUUGAAAGUGAAGGCACUCUUAUUUUGCCUUGUGUGGAAAGCUUUCACAGACUGCAAGAUGAUGAUGCAACCACUGUAACUUCUGAUGACUCUUUCUUUUCAGCUGCAGAGAUUUUUGAUGCUUUAUCACUAGAACAAGUGUACCAACCACUAAGACCAGCAGCACUUUAUGAGGAAGCUCUUUCUCUUGUACGGGAGGGAAAAGUAGCUUUCAGAUCAUUACGGACAGAAUUACUUGAAUGUUACAGUGACCAGGAUUUUCUUGCCAAACUUCACUGUGUGAGACAAGCAUUCCAGAUGCUUCUGUUGGAUGAAAGUCAUCGAACCUUUUUCAUGGAGACUGGGAAACAAAUGAUUGCUGGCCUAAUGGUAAAGGCAAACAAAAGUCCUAAAGCAUUUUUAGAAAGCUAUGAAGAUAUGCUGCUUUACACUAAAAGAGAGGAAACGUGGCCUGUCACUAAGAUGGAGUUAGAAGGUCGUGGAGUGGUGUGCAUGAACUUUUUCGACAUAGUUUUGGACUUUAUUCUGAUGGAUGCAUUUGAAGACCUGGAAAAUCCUCCAUCCUCUGUAGUUGCUGUGCUUAGGAAUCGUUGGUUGUCUGACAGCUUUAAAGAGACGGCUUUGGCCACUGCCUGUUGGUCAGUCUUAAAAGCCAAAAGACGUCUUCUCAUGGUUCCUGACGGGUUCAUCUCACAUUUCUAUGCCAUAUCAGAACAUGUAAGCCCAGUUUUAGCAUUUGGAUUUUUAGGGCCGAGGCAGCAUCUAAGUGAAGUGUGCACAAUUUUUAAGAAGGCGUGCUUGCCAUUGGACGGCUGCCUCCGUGUUGGGGCCUGUGUGAGCCCCGGGUGCCCUCUCUAUUGGACACACACGCGUCUGAGGCGGAGCGCACAGACUGCCCGGUUGUGUCCGGGUAAGAUGGCGUUGGAAGAACAGUGCUCGGCACCAGCUCGAUGGCGGUCUAUAUCUUUAACACACAUAGAGUUUGCUGAUGGUGACUUGACAGGACAAGUGCUGGCCUACAUCAGUUUGCUGCCCAUUGCUAUUCUUGUGGGGUUUGUUACACUCAUAGUGUUCAAGCGGGAACUACACACGAUAUCAUUCUUCACUGGAAUCCUUCUUAAUGAAGGGGUAAACUGGUUGCUCAAGCACAUAUUCAGAGAGCCUCGCCCAUGUGCAGGAUCUCACUCCAAUGUGCCAACUGAGUAUGGAAUGCCUUCUAGUCAUUCGCAGCUUAUUUGGUUCUUUGUUAUUUACUUCUUCCUUUUUCUUUAUUUGAGAAUGCAUCAAACAAACAAUGCUCGAUGUGUGGAUCUGCUAUGGAGGCACAUAUUGUCAAUCAUACUGUUGGGCAUUGCUUUAUCAGUGUCCUACAGCAGGGUUUAUCUGCUCUAUCAUACAUGGGGCCAGGUUUUCUAUGGUGGAAUAGCUGGUACUACGAUUGGUAUAAUAUGGUUCUUCUUUACGCAAGAGGUGCUGACACCAUUAUUCCCUAAAAUAGCAGCCUGGCCUCUGUCAGAAUACUUCCUGGUGCGAGACACAAGCCUGAUCCCCAACAUUCUAUGGUUUGAGUAUACAGUCACACGAUCAGAGGCGAGGAAUAGACAACGGAAGCUUGGAACAAAACUUCAGUGAUUUACUGAAGACAUUUGGUGACUCCUGGUUUCACAUCAUACAGAAACACCAAGUUGCAUAAAUUUUAAAGUAAGAAGAAAUUCACACUGGAGCGAUAUUGUUUGGGCUAUCAAGGCACAACAGUUUACAGUUUGCUAAAAUGUGCCUCAGUCUUUCAGGGACUUGAGUCUGAGCAAGUCCGUCCGCACACCUCUUUCUUUUACAGCUUGCCCAAAAUGCUCUUCAUGCAUGCAAGACUGUAUGAGAGGUAUCCUAUUUAAUGAUAAAUUAAUAAAAAAUUGUUUUUUAAAUAGGUGCACGUUGACUGUAAAGGUGUACCAUAAGAUUUCCAAAGGCAAAAAAGCCUUGUUAAAUGAAAAUGGUGGGCGUAUUUGCAGCAUGCAUUUAGUGAUUCCUUUUUUUUAUUACAAUUAUUAUUCCAUUGGUUAGCUGAUGGGAAAACGUGGGUAUGUGGAGUGUGGUACAGGUGACUUGGGGUUGUGAAUUUAUUACCAUUGUGUUAUUUUUAUAUAUAUAUAUAUGUAUAUGUAUAUAUAUAUAUAUAUAUAUGUACACACACACACACAAUUUCUUUUCUAUAAUUGGUUGCAUAUUUUAAGUGACAUUUUGCACUUUGUGAAAUAUAAAUGUAAGGAAACAAGUGACACUAGUUCAAUGUUAAAACCCUGUAAUUUUUUUUUUUUUUUUUUUGCUUUCUGACUGUCAGUCCUGUAGUAUGAGACUUCAGAGCUAACCUGAAACCAGUUUAAAUGUACAGCCUUGAUUGCUGGAGCCGUUUCUGCUUUUAUCAUAAGGAAUUUAAGGUAGACUUCACAGCAAUAGGUUUCAGUUAUUUUUGUUGUCAAAACACACUGGACUGAAAUGUUUCCUUAUUUUCGCAUACAGUAGCAGCCUGGGAACAGUUCUAAGGAAGGGUUAUCUCUCAGUUUAUCUUAUCUGUUAUUGCAGAGAAAUGUUUUGUUUUACUUACAUUCAACACAACAUUCCAUAUUUUAUAGUGGCUCAUGCCCAAUGACCACAGAGGAACUAUAUUUUCUUUUUGUGUUGUUGUAAAGAAAAAGAAAAUUUAUCCUCAGGUCACCUGUAGCAUCCUGUUUAAGCUUAAAUCCUCACUGAAAACACCAGCUGAUGUGAAAAGCUGACUAGUGAGAACCCCAAGCUGAUCUUAAACUGUCAUAUCAUUAGAUCUAAAGGGAAGUACUUCUCUUUUUCCAUGUGUAAUCUAUAUUGGGAUGAAUUAAAUGAGUGUUUAUGUAAAAAAAAAAAAAA